GAAAGAUGUUUUCACAUUCAACUGCUGAAAGUUGAAAGUUUCUCUGUGCUAAUUGAAAAUCAGAUUUUUAAGGGGUGGAGCCUACAAACAUGAUUAGUCACAUCACUAAUAGUUUGGAAGUCAAACCUGGCCCAGUACAGGGACGCUAGAAGUCAGUCAGAGUUGAGGGUGCUGUAAGAAAGUCUGUAUAUAUAAUGACGUCAUACUAAAUGCUAAAUGCACAACAUUCUUUUUUCAUUUUUGCAUAAAUCUGAAUGGCUGGGAUAAACUAUUUAAUGGUUAUUAAUAACACUCACAUUUUACAACUUUUUAGUGGAUAAAACGGAGACAAAAACAAGGUAAAACCUCUUUCCUGCUGUAAAUACCACUGUACACAUGUAAAUCCCAGUACAAAGGGACAAGGAUUGCCAGAUUUUAGGUGGUUGUGCAGUCCCCUCAGCACCCACAUACACCUUAUGGUCCAGUAUGCAACUUCUACAGUUUGAUGUAGACAUUUUAAGCCACCAGUGCACAUACACUGAGAAUGGACUUGACAGUGAAGUAAGAGAUAUCUUGUAAUCUUGGAAAACUUUAGAAAAUAAAAAACAUUUGCAUAUUCAUAGAUUGUAGAAUUUUUAAGGGAGUAGAUGCCUUUUUAAGGAUUUUACAAUUAUACUUUGUUUGCAGAAGAAACAUAUGAGACACACAUUAGUGUUCCAUCAGACUAGUUAUAUAUAUGUCUUAAUACAUGGCUGGUGGGUAUCUCUAAUGACAAUGGGCAACUGUGGUUAAGAAGGUAGAGACGGCCGUUGACUAAUCACAGGAUUUACAUUUUGAUCCCCAGCUCUUUGUCUUUGGCCAAAACACUGAAACCCAAAUGACUCCUGAUGGUCCAGCCAGUACCUUGCAUGGUAGCUUGCUGCCAUUGGUGUUUGCUUAAGUGAAUGAGAAGCAAAAUCUUAAGCACUAUAUAAGUGCAGCCAUUUUGUAUUUAAACACAUUUAAAAAUACAAGUACAGCAUUUUUUGAUUUUAUCAUCUUUUAUCUCAGUUGCCCUCAUUUGCCAGUGGAAAUGUAUUACAACUGAAUAAACAAGCAUGAGCCACGGGUGAUGUCAGUGAGAACACUGACAUCACCCGUGGCUCAUGAGAUUAAACGUAAUAAGCUGCUUUAGGUUGAGAAUAGAAACAAUAAGAAGUGGAGCAGUCUGAGACGUACAGACAGUGUGGACAGUGUGGUAAGGUAGCAGCUGCUCACAGACUGUCGGUCUGCCUGUAUUCUUCAUAAUUGACACCUAAAGGUCUGAUAGCACUCACCAAGACUUGAACCAAAAAGUUAAUGUGAAACUGUUUUGGAUUUAAGAAUGAGCAAGAGGGGGAGGAGAAGAAACAGCAGAAGAAAGAGCUCCAGCAGCAGUAAACAGAGUGUGUCACCAUACAUCUUUCAAAAGCAGAACAAAAGCAACAGUGUCAGCUACAAAGAUGAUAUUGUUGAAAAGGGUGAAACAGAUUCUCUUCGAAAGGAAAAUGUUCUGUCAGGAUCUGAAGAUGAGGAGAAAUACAACAAUGCUCCACCAAAGGAGAAAAGAUUUAAACAAGAUUAUUGUGUGAAUUCAUUUCCAAACCAAAGGAGUAUUUAUACAAAAACUACAGAGGACAAAAAGAAGGGAGUGAAGAUAGUAACGUCAGUGUCAGUCAGUGACAUGGAGGAUUCAUCUCCAAAGAUCAUGUUUCAGCAGUCACAUGAACCCUUAUCUGAAAAUCCAGCCCACUCGUCAACAGCAGUUACUAACAUUAUGAAGAUAAACUGCUCCGGGUCACUUAUGAAACUUGAACUUCAAGAAAUUCUACAACUGAAUACUUCUGGCAUCAAGACCACAUUUGUUUUCAUAAAUGAAAAUGGGGACUGUCCGGAGAGAUUUUUUAAUAGCAAAUGUGAGAGGACAUGGAUACCAAACAAUGAGUCAUCUGAGCAGCCACCACAAAAUGUAACCAAUCCCAAUGGAAAUCAAGACACAAGUUACAGAUUUACUUUAGGCAGUAUGAAUGAGCCAACAGAGGCACAUUGUGAUUCAAAAUCUGUCAGUCCAACCAAAAUAUGGGACAAUCCAAACUACUCUCAAGGCUGCAGUGAUCACAAACAACUAAUGUUGGGAACUCAUCCACUGUUAAAUAUCAAACCUCAAGAGAACAGAAACCAUUUUCGUAAAAGAGUCAGUACUGAUCAGUUCUGGGACAUUCCUCCACCUCGAGAGUUUGCAGACAUCAAAUAUAACACUAUAGAGGAUCUAACGAGUGACCUGGCUUCCUGUAGAAUUGGUGCUUGUAGUCCUACUGGUAAACAGCAAAGGGAAUUUCAUCCGACACAUAAUAUAAACCAUAAUGAAGAAUCUGGAUGCCCAUUUCCUGUAGAGGCAGAGGAAACAGCCGAUCUGUCACCUUCAUUUGAUCAAUUAUCAGAAUCUGACAGCUAUGAGCCCAUGCUCAUGAUACCCUCCUUGUCUACUAACAGGUCCAGCUUCACCAAAGAUUUCAUCAACUACCAAAAGAGGAAAUCUUGGAUUAGAAACAAUAGCAUUGGCACUGUAGAACACAGAGCAUGUUUGUUACCAAAGAAAAGACGCCAAACAUUUCCUGGGAUGUCAAUGAGUCUAGGAUUAAUGCAAGAGGAUCUUCUGCUGCCCUAUAGUGAGUCGUUUUCUUCUUUGAUCAUGUGCUCGCAUCCUUUCCAAACUGACAGACUGGGAAAUAUUCAACAGGGCAAUGACCGGUUUUCUGCAUUUGGAAUAGGAAAUUACAAUUCUUCACAAAGCAAGGGGAGCUCUAAACCUGUCUCAGAAGUCCCAAACAUCUGUGAUGGAAAGCAAUCAUUGCUCAGUCCAUCCUAUAUAACCAGCACUGAGGAUAAUCCUGAUGAUGUGUUCUCUGUCAUUGAACAAUGUCGAAGACGAAGCAGCAUCAGACAUCAUCGUAAAGAUCUCAGACAACUAGACAUAGACUUAAAACAGAAUGUUUGUAAGGACAUGGAAAGUUUGGACACUGAUGAUGGAUAUAAAGUUGAUCAAAUUGAAGUAGCAGACAGUGGAUUUGACCAAGAAAUAGGGGAAGCAGAAUAUCACAGUCCAGAGCCCCUUACAGAGGGGCUCUGUCGAAGAGCCCUCUCUAUACAAGUCAUUCCUCCAUCUUGCAGUGGCUCAGAGGAGCAAAUGAUACAGAGCCAUCCUGUAAUAUUAUUCAAGAACAAUAUGGUUGAAAAUGCAAGCCAAGAGGAUUCAGUCUCAGUUUUCCCCGAACAUAGUAAGUCCUGUUUGAAAAAACCCGGCAUGUCCCCUUUGCAGGACAUGAAUGCUCAUUCAUUAAACAAAAAUGAAAUUACAGAAGAGACUGAAACUAAACCAUCUGGUGAAAAAACAGGAAAUACCAGCCAUUCUCCGUCACUGAUUGAGGAUUCUAACAAACCUGCAGUCACUGCAUCACGUCCUGCCAAAGAUUCUACAGACACAGAAAUCCACUCAAAAGACAGUAAAACUGACAAGGCAGAUAAACUGAUUGUAUCCAGAUCUUCCUUAGAUGCCAAAGAGCACCUGAAGCCUGUGGUUCAUAAAGAUGCAGACACCAGUGGCUCUGACCACUGGGCCAAGAGGCGAAAGCUCUUCAAGGAGAGCAAGCAGUGGAGCUCUGCUGGAGGAAGCUCAAUUACCAGUGACAUUACAGAGGAAUCAGUAUCGGAGGAUACUCGCUCUAUGGAUAUGACAGUUCGAGACAAUGAAGACAGGGGCUUUUAUACUGAGACUUUCCACUCUUCAGCAUGGAUUUACCAAGGAGAUGAUAUAGACUUAGGGACUAUUCCUCCCAGCCUCAACGCCCGAAAUCGAGCUGUCUCAAUUCGCGAGAGGACUGUCAGGAUCAGCAAAGGGACAGGAGAAUAUCCUUGGGGCCUUCGAAUACAGUUUUCUAAACCCAUUGUGGUUACAGAGGUUGACACAAAUGGGGCUGCUGAGGAAGCAGGCCUGAUGGUGGGCGACUAUGUCCUAGCUGUCAAUGGAACUGAUGUCACCAGCAUUCCUCAUUCUGAAGCUGCCAAUUUGGCCAGGCAAGGUCCAGAUGUUCUAACGUUAACCAUUGGGUCAGACAUUGCUCGCAGUCCUAAUACCCCCAGACCAGCAUGUCGUGGUUAUCUUCACAAGCGUACCCAGUCUGGUCUGAUUAAAGGCUGGAGGAAGAGGUGGUUUGUACUCACACAUGACUGCUGCCUUUACUACUACAGACACAAACGGGACGAAGGCAAGAGGCAGGCUUUGUCAGCAGUUAAGCUGGAAGGGGCUGAGGUAGGACCAGAUGUUUCCCUGGGAAAACCCUUUGUGUUUAAGUGUCGCCCUCAGUCUGGAAAUCGAAUGUACUUCUUCUGUGCCACUUCCAACCAAGAGAUGAAAAGGUGGCUAGAAGCUAUGGGGAAAGCUAUUCAUCCCAUCACACAGAACCACGUGUGGGUAGAUGUCAUCAGACACAACUCUAAUCUGCCCCCGCUAGCUGUGAAAAACCCAGAGUGUCUCGGAUUGCUUCAUAAAAUGGACAAAUGCAAGGACAUGUGGGUACAACACUACUGCAUUCUGAAGGAUGCUUGCCUUUCCUUGUACAGUGGUAUCCGCGCAACUCAUGCACACGGUGGGAUCUACCUUCAGGGGUACAUAGUCCGAGAGCAGCCCUAUGGAACAAAGAAAUCCGCCAUUGAGCUGAAACCUCCGUCUGAUGAGUUCAAGACUUUUUACUUCUGUGCUGAAAAUCCAAAUGAGAACAAACGAUGGAUCAUGGCUAUCCAAGCUUCAAUAAAGAAGUGGUUGCCUUUACAUCAGGCCCUUCAGGACUACAUGAAUCGACCACCAGAGGAGACCAGAAUGUGAGACAGUGUACUCUGUAAAUACUGACAGCAGGCUGACACCCUGUGGACCACUGGAGGAACCUCCUCAGUAAAAUCCUGCUGCUAGUGAGAAUUAGGCCAGUGUUAGAAGUACCUUCAAACAUACAGCUCAGGAGAGAAAUGGUAAACUCCACAUUUCUAAAUGCAAAUGUGAGGGACAGGAACAAAAACUGAAAAACAUGUGUUUAUAUUAAUUUUUAUAUUUCCCUUUUGAAUUUUCCUACAUUGUUUUCUACAAUUGCAAUUUUUAAUUUAAGCUUUUGCAUUGAAUUUUCAGUUGGGGUAUUUCCAUUUAACUCCUUCGAUCAAAUAUAAUUAAUCACUGUUUCUUCUUAUUUUUCAAUGUUUUGUUUUGUUUCAUAAAUUAUCCUUCACUCUAUGCAUUCCUAUGUACAGCAGGAUCUACUAGCACUUUACCUAAGCAGUUGGAUGGUCAGGACUGUUUAGGACUUUUGCACUGUGCCAUAAGGCUUUCAAAAUAAGAUUCAGAAAUUCUUCAAGCUUCAUUGUGCUCACUGCUGCAUGUAUUCCAUUCCUUUAUAAAAUUCUGAGAUUGAGACUAACAACAAUGAAAAUACUGAAGAUGUCGACUAUAUCAGCUUGUUCACUUACAACCCUGUCUCCUAGAAAUUACGUUUGUAUAUUUGUAUUUCUAUAACAUUUUGUUAUAAUUUGGUGAUUGUUGGGAGUUCAGAGACAAUGUGUUUUGAAACAAUGCACUUAUAUAAUGCUGUGGAGUUGCAAGCAGUUGGAUAGUGGGUGCAGGACUGUCACAUCAGUCCAGGGUUCACGUCCACAUACAACAAGCACUUUGGUUGAGGUCAGAGAAAGAUUGUGAUUUUUUUGUUAGGUUUAGACAACAAAAACACUUUUGGUUUAAGUCAGGGAAAGGCAACCAAAGCAUGCUGCUGACUUUUGAAUAAAGACAUUAUUCAAAAUGUCAACAUUUUUGCAAUGAGCAUUACAUUUCCUUAGAAAUGUAUUUGCUGUCAAAAUUAAUUGUAUAUAAAGGUAAAAUUGAGGAGGCAGUACUGUCACUGAUGUCAUCACCCAUGUUGGUCUUUUUGUGAGUGUUUCAUAUAGGCUGUGUUGAUGAUGAUAUAACAAACCACCCUCUAAAGUAAUCUUCUUUAAUAUUCAUGUUCAGUAUAUUGUCACAGCCAGACACAUUAACUAAGAUGAAUUAACUAAGAAACAGGCCAUCAUCAAUUUUGUUAAUUUUAUAUUAUAUCUCCAAAAAGUUGACUUUCUGAUCAUUUACACUAAUAUGGACUGUAAUUGUGAGAAAAAUCUUUGGAGAGGUUUCAAGUUGUGAUACUGGCAUUUCUGUGCUUUUAUACUGAUUCUAUAUUAUUGUGUUUUUGUGCUACACUUUAAACUCACAUUUAGAUAAAUAAAUUUGCUCUCAGGCUUUUGAUACUGCUUUUACUCUCUACAAGUAGAUAGUAAGGCAUAAAUUAUAAUAAAAUAAUAAAAUUAAUUUGCUCAAUUCCUCA
This is a messenger RNA of Dicentrarchus labrax (European seabass), 6392 nucleotides long. RefSeq names its product PDZ and pleckstrin homology domains 1 (gene pdzph1). NCBI's taxonomy places the organism in Eukaryota, Metazoa, Chordata, Actinopteri, Moronidae. The record is from RefSeq and is a predicted model, not a curated record. Gene Ontology annotation, molecular function: protein binding. The coding region runs from base 1343 to 4879 and encodes 1178 amino acids. The transcript has 13 exons.